AUGAAUCAUUUACUUACAAUGCGUAAAAUCGUCGUCGUUGUACAAUCUUUUCUUCUUUCGGUAUUUUGUAUGUUACCCCGAGGUGUUGUCCUCCAAUCUCAUGCUGUCGGAUUGACUGUUUUCUGCUGCUGGGACAUGAGCAGUGCUGUCUGA
Messenger RNA from Laccaria bicolor S238N-H82, 153 nucleotides. RefSeq lists its product as uncharacterized. Bases 1 to 153 code for a protein of 50 amino acids. The transcript has a single exon. NCBI's taxonomy places the organism in Eukaryota, Fungi, Basidiomycota, Agaricomycetes, Agaricales, Hydnangiaceae. The record is from RefSeq and is a predicted model, not a curated record.